GAAUGUGGGAGUAAUUUAAUUAGCGCUUGUCAUCUAGCCAGACAAGGUUACAAUCACGUUCAAUCCCGAGAUGAUAAGUUUUUGUAUUUUUUCACUCAGAAAAUAGCUUUGCUGGAGAAGUGGCAUCAUAGAUUAGGCCACGUUCACAAGGCCAGACUUUUGGCAAUAUUUAGCAAUGGAUUAGUUGAAGGAAUUCCUCAAAUUCCUCAAAAGGAACUAAAAGAUCUUCCUUUCUUUUGCGCUACGUGUGAAAUCGCAAAUUCCAUGCGAAUG
This is a messenger RNA of Phytophthora sojae, 273 nucleotides long. RefSeq lists its product as hypothetical. The annotation marks the transcript as partial. The transcript is spliced from 2 exons. NCBI's taxonomy places the organism in Eukaryota, Oomycota, Peronosporomycetes, Peronosporales, Peronosporaceae. The record is from RefSeq and is a predicted model, not a curated record.